AAAAUCAAGACAUCACCAUCAUCAUGAACAACAACAACAUGAACACCGGUAACCCAGCUGGCGGCAAAGAAGACUAUCUCGACAAAGCCGUCGAUGCCGUCGAAAAGAAACUCGGAGGCAUGAGUGGCAAAAACGUCGAUCCACAAAAAUACCGCGCCCAAAAUGAGAAACUCACCGAUAAGAUAAGAGGUUUUCUCGAGAAGGCUACUGGCAAGAAGAUGCCUUCGAAGUUUUCCAAUUGAUUUCAAUGCGAAUUGUUGGUGAUUACCUAUCUUAUCACAAUUUGUACGACGAAAUGUUAUGAGGAUGGGUUGUUUUGUUGUUGUUUUAUGAUUGUUUUCUGUUGGAGUAUCGAAUACCAAGUAUCAAAUAUCAAGUGUAUUGGAAGGGAUGGAUAAUGAUAAAAGACUUGGAGAAAAAAGACGAGAUCUGU
Sphaerulina musiva SO2202 is the source of this 433-nucleotide messenger RNA. RefSeq lists its product as uncharacterized. The record is from RefSeq and is a predicted model, not a curated record. The transcript is spliced from 3 exons. Bases 24 to 242 code for a protein of 72 amino acids. NCBI's taxonomy places the organism in Eukaryota, Fungi, Ascomycota, Dothideomycetes, Mycosphaerellales, Mycosphaerellaceae.